GACAGCGGAAGUGAUUCGCUACCUCAGUAGGUCACAAUGGCGGCGCGCUGCAUGUGAAAAGGACAUAACGAGAACCGGCUCUAUGCUUUGAGAACAUGUUUAAAACACCAUGUACCAGACUGUCAGGUCUGGUUGGUGCAAGCGUGAGCCAGAAGUUAUUAGGAAAUGCUUCCAUCAAUUAUCAGACUGCUCGCAGCCUUAUUCAUUUAUAUAGGAAAGACCCAUCGAAUUGGAUAACAUACCAGCAGCUGCAUUUCCUAAAACGCCAGUAUGUUACAAAGGGCAGCAGCGAGCUCCAUCAGCGAGCCGUCCCUAAACAGACGCCUGCCAUCCCAGUUUUGGAUGAGAGGGACGACAGUGUGGUCCAACGGGUGCAGCAUGUACAGGCUAUCUAUCCCCCGCACCCAGCAGACAUUAUGCCUCAACCAGAUGAUGUCACCAGUGAAGAAGUGGUAUUGCCGGUAAUAUCUAAUGCACUGCCCUCGGCUGAAAGGACCUUACUGAAGAAGGGGAGUGAGAGGGAGACAUCGAAUGAGACGCCACAUUUGCACGUGGAGACAGAUGAGGCCAGAGAGGCCCGUCUGGACCGACAGUGGAAGGAGCUCAAGGUCGACGUAUCCGAGCUACCGGGUGUCUAUGCCAGGCUAGCCAAGAGCAGACUAACAGCCCUGGUGGUGGUGACAGCUGCAGCUGGCUUCGCAAUGGCACCUGUACCCUUUGACCCGGGGAUGUUCGCCCUUGCUUGUCUGGGAACUGGUCUAGCCUCCUGUUCUGCCAACUCCAUCAACCAGUACUUUGAGGUGCCCUUCGACUCCAACAUGAACCGCACCAAGAACCGCCCUCUCGUCCGGGGACAGAUCAGCCCUCUGCACGCCGUCUCCUUCGCCCUGGCCUGCGGCGUGCCGGGCGUGGCCCUGCUCACGCUGGCCGUCAACCCCCUCACGGGGUUCCUGGGGGCCCUGAACAUCUUCCUGUACACCUGCUGCUACACCCCCCUGAAGAGGCUCAGCAUCGUCAACACCUGGGUGGGGGCGGUGGUGGGCGCCAUCCCCCCCGUCAUGGGCUGGACUGCAGCCACCGGGAGCCUUGACCCAGCCGCCCUGCUGAUGGGGGCCUUCCUGUACAGCUGGCAGUUCCCCCACUUCAACGCACUGAGCUGGAACCUGCGCGAGGACUACUCGCGCGGCGGCUACCGCAUGAUGUCCGUCACCCACCCGGACAUGUGCCGGCGGGUGGCCCUGCGGCACAGCGUGGCCCUGGUGGGCCUCUCGUGCCUGGGGCCCGCGGCCGGCCUCACCACCUGGACCUUCCCGCUGGUGUCGCUGCCCAUCAACCUGUACAUCAGCUACCUGGCGCUGCGCUUCUACCACCGCGCCGACCGCGGCAGCGCGCGCAAGCUCUUCUUCUGCAGCCUGUGGCACCUGCCCAUGCUGCUGCUGCUGGCGCUCACCUGCAAGAAGCCUGCCAAGGAGCAGAGCGGGGCCGACCUGCCCUCAGCCAAUCCCGUGCCCAGCUAAGCCACCGGCCGUCCCAGACUGGGCCACAUGUUGAGCGGUCGAGAUGGAUAUCGCGCUGAAGGAACGACGAACACUCGCACACACAGGCAUGUGUUGCUCUGUACGACCUACGGGUGCGUCAUUGUAGGUCAGGGAUUGUGUAUGCAAAAACGGUUCAUCAACGGAUAACAAUCAGAAUGGUGGAAACCCCUGAGUUGCAUCAGGUUGAAAUAAUUUCGAUGUAUGUAUGCGUGUGUGUGUAUAUACAGUUGUCUAUUUAUUAUUAUGGUUUCCCUCCACACCCUCACUAUGCUCUGUAUGACCGGUCUUGAGGUGAUGUUUGAUGUACAUUACUGAAGCAUUUAAGCCAAAAGAUUCUCCAAAUGGAACACAUUGCAUUAUGUAAAUGCAAAUCGACCCCAGGAAACAUAUGUAUGUGAUGUAAAAAUAGUAGGACAUUCUGUUGAUUAAAGCUUUGUAUGUUUGACAUUCUAACAGAGAAAAGAAUCACGCUCUACCACUGUAGUUAUUUUUUUUUUUAAGCAAUCAAUUAAAUCGUAUAGGAAUAAUGUAAUCUGCCUCACCGACUUCUGCAACACCUCGAUCUAACACAGUUCACCUGCUCCAGGGUAAUGAAAUAAUUAAACCUGUUGAACAAAAGAAAAGGCUCAAAUGUU
This is a messenger RNA of Gadus morhua (Atlantic cod), 2173 nucleotides long. It is a transcript of the gene cox10, whose product is annotated as cytochrome c oxidase assembly factor heme A:farnesyltransferase COX10. Gene Ontology annotation, cellular component: mitochondrion; membrane. Lineage: Eukaryota; Metazoa; Chordata; Actinopteri; Gadiformes; Gadidae. Gene Ontology annotation, biological process: heme A biosynthetic process. Gene Ontology annotation, molecular function: protoheme IX farnesyltransferase activity. The record is from RefSeq and is a predicted model, not a curated record. Bases 96 to 1517 code for a protein of 473 amino acids. The transcript is spliced from 7 exons.